Coregonus clupeaformis (lake whitefish) is the source of this 2664-nucleotide messenger RNA. RefSeq names its product short stature homeobox protein 2. Gene Ontology annotation, biological process: regulation of transcription by RNA polymerase II. The coding region runs from base 556 to 1389 and encodes 277 amino acids. Lineage: Eukaryota; Metazoa; Chordata; Actinopteri; Salmoniformes; Salmonidae. The record is from RefSeq and is a predicted model, not a curated record. The transcript has 5 exons. Gene Ontology annotation, molecular function: DNA-binding transcription factor activity, RNA polymerase II-specific; sequence-specific double-stranded DNA binding. Gene Ontology annotation, cellular component: nucleus.
CCUCGGUUAUGUGCUCCCCGCACGAGCUUGUCAUUUUCAGUUUUAGCCACACCCCUGCAGAGAUCCUGCCCAUCUCCCUGGUGUUUAAAAAACUAAUUCAGGACAAUAGCAACGAAUCCUCGCUUAAUUAAAUUAAUUAGUCCUUCUUGUCAAUCUUGGAUUAAUGGCCAAUAGCAACCUCGUAAGAAUGAUGUGAAAUCUGAAGGGCUGCUAAUGUGUUUUUCGAUGCUGUCAGUAUAUGGCGAAGGGAAGGGGGCUCAUCCCGGCAUCCUGAGGGGAGGUAAUUUGCACGGAUCAAGGGGCAGGCGUUGCAAAGUAUAAAUACUGUGACUUCAAUAGCGGAUCACCAGCAGGUUGGAACUCCGCAGCAAGAAGAAUUGUCCGAGAUCUUAUACAUUUAGCUGCAGCACGAGAUCCAGAGUUGGCAGCAACAUCACCUUGCAUUUAGGUCGACUAAAAUAAACACUCUUGAUGUCUUAAGCUGUUGUGGAACUGAGAGAGAGAGAGAACGAGAGAGAGUGAGAGACCAAGACGGGGAGAUUUUUUGGAGCAGUGAUGGAAGAACUUACCGCGUUUGUGUCUAAGUCUUUUGAUCAGAAAGUGAAGGAAAAGAAGGAGGUGAUCACGUACAGGGAGGUGCUGGAGACCGGAUCCGCGCGAGCCAGGGAGGGUCUCACCACCGAACCGAAUCUCGAGGAAGUGAACGAUAUCGCUCGGGUAGACGCGCGAUCACCAGAGAGAACCAGGGAUGUGCGAAGCCCGAAACUGAUCGAUGGUACCACGCACAUGAAAGAGAGAAAAGAGGACACAAAGCAAAUGGAGGACGAGGCACAGACUAAAAUCAAGCAGAGGAGAAGUCGGACUAACUUUACACUGGAGCAAUUGAACGAGCUAGAGCGGCUAUUCGAUGAGACCCAUUACCCGGAUGCCUUCAUGCGCGAGGAGCUGAGCCAGCGGCUAGGGCUGUCCGAGGCUCGAGUACAAGUUUGGUUUCAGAACCGGAGGGCCAAAUGCAGAAAGCAGGAGAAUCAGUUACACAAAGGAGUUCUCAUUGGAGCUGCGAGUCAGUUUGAAGGUUGCCGUGUAGCGCCAUAUGUCAACGUGGGGGCCUUGCGGAUGCCAUUCCAACAGGUCCAGGCGCAACUGCAGUUGGACAGCGCGGUGGCCCACGCGCACCAUCACCUGCACUCUCACCUGGCAGCGCACGCUCCUUACAUGAUGUUUCCGGGCCCGCCAUUUGGUUUACCCUUGGCUACGCUCGCGGCUGAAUCCGCCUCUGCUGCCUCGGUUGUGGCUGCAGCUGCAGCCGCCAAAAACACCAACAAGAACUCCAGUAUUGCAGAUCUGAGACUCAAGGCCAAAAAACACGCGGCAGCUCUGGGACUGUGACUAGGCGUGCAACAAGGCGUCUACGGCGUCUAAAAUGCCUACAUUAUUGACUUAGAGUCAUCGACAAGGCAGAGCGGCAUCAAAACAAAAAAAGGCUUACAAAGUGAAAGCAAGGACAUAUUUAUGUAUUUUUUUUUUUAUGAAGGACAUCAUGUAUAACUAUAGAAAAUAUGCUAUUUAUGAGAUAAAACAAAGAUAGACUGUGAAAUCGAUAAUAAUUUUGGAUCUCAACGAAAAGGGCGGGACUUGAUGUAGGCUACAUCUUCACAAUGCAACGUGGUAACUGCACCAACGUGAAACUAGGGUGGAGGUGUCAACGAGCAAGAUUGCCAAGAGGAGAGAUGCCGCUGGGACGUUCGAUUCUUUGUGAAACAAGGCGAACUAUUCUGCGUUGUUUUGAAUUAUUAGGCUAUAUUAUUAUUUCCUUUUGAAACUAUAGAGGCUGGCCUCGUUAUAUUUCAAAACAUUUUCUCAGUAAAGGAAACAGCGGAUGUUCGUGAACAAAUAGAGAGACAAAAAAAGACCCUUAUGUGACAGUUUUUUUCUGUUCUUCUUCUUGUCCAAAUGAAAACUCCUCUGCAGUGUUGCAUGAAUUUCUUUCCUCACAGAUGACGUAAUUUGAGUCGGUUCAAUUUCUCUCUCGUGCGCUCCCUCCAUGGACUGCAGACAGACAGACAGACAGACACUCCGAGGAACUAACGAAGCUCUCACUUAAAUGUCACAGUAUUUGGACCUCUUGGCUUCUAGACAUUUAGGGAUUUGUGGAAUUCAGACAUUUGCCACAAAUGUUACAUUAUUUUGUGAAUGGUGAACUUCCGUUAGUCUAUGAAGUUUUAUACAAUGCAAUGAGUGCAUUUGCGAGUGAUUCGACCUACUGAAAGCGCAAUAUAAUGUCACUUUUUAAGAACAACAAAUAUUUGGACAACAAUUGCAGUAGGCUAUAUGAGACGGUACGGAGCACAUGUAAAAUAUGUUAAUACACAAGAAACAUGCAUUAUUUUUUGUUAUUUUGUGGUUUAUGAAUGCAUUGUGAGAGCAUUUUUGUUUUCUAUUUUACUGUCCUUCCGUGUGUAAAACUCAUGUGCAUUCUGUAGGCUAUGUAAUGUUGAUGUUUUUAUAACAGUGAAAGUGAACGUAGCCUACCUGAGGCACGGAUUUCUAAAAAUAUCAUAGAAAUUAUUUUCAUUUUUUCAUCACUUAUGUGAAACGUGAACUCACCUAAACAAAAUGUUUUCGGUUCAUAGAAUAAAUCAACUGAAGUUUCUUUUUAUGACA